This is a messenger RNA of Cyanidioschyzon merolae strain 10D, 1842 nucleotides long. RefSeq lists its product as hypothetical. Gene Ontology annotation, cellular component: nuclear periphery; anaphase-promoting complex. The transcript has a single exon. Gene Ontology annotation, molecular function: protein binding. The record is from RefSeq and is a predicted model, not a curated record. Bases 1 to 1842 code for a protein of 613 amino acids. NCBI's taxonomy places the organism in Eukaryota, Rhodophyta, Bangiophyceae, Cyanidiales, Cyanidiaceae. Gene Ontology annotation, biological process: positive regulation of mitotic metaphase/anaphase transition; protein K11-linked ubiquitination; anaphase-promoting complex-dependent catabolic process.
AUGCACACAGCGACCAGCGGUGCGUUCGCAUGCCUGCACCAGCGGACGCUGCCUCUGGAUACCGUCUGCGUUGCAGCCUGGUCUCCUGUUGCGGACCUGCUCGCGCUGGUCUUUGCUCCGGCUUCAGUGGUCAUUUUGCGCUUGAACUGGGAGCUCGUCGGUGUCUGGCGUCCAAGCGAAGCAUCAGCAGGUGACUCAAUACCGAAAGUCACCUGCCUCUGCUGGUCGCCGCAUGAGCCCAGGCUCCUGCUCGGCCAGUCUGAUGGGACACUCACCCUGCUCUCCGUGGAGCAUAUGCAGUGUAUGACCAUAUACGAGGCCGACGAUGAGCCGUUCGACGUCCAGUAUGGCGGAUGGAAGCGACUCGUUUGGAUACCGCUGACAGAUCGGAAGGAGAGCAGUCUCGCGUUGGGCGUUCGUGAGCAUGGCGCCGAUAUCUUCAUCUUCAUCGAAGGUCUGUACGCCUGUGGAAUGUUCGACCUGGCGCGCCUCGGCUCAGUGGAAGACUUUACAACGUCGGAGGAUACGCGAUACCUGGCUGCGCUAGGAGCCGGAAACACCCUUCUGAUCGGUGCUUUAGAUGAGGUGCGUCCUCGGUUUCACGAAUGGGGACGCUUCGCGCACUGGAGCGUGCAAACUCGCGAGCGCAUUUUCCAGUUGCAGCUCGCCACCCAGGGCAUCCAGGAGCACUGGCAAGCCACUGCUCGUGUGAUGUAUCAAGUCCUCGAUACGCUCACGGAAACGCUGGUCCGGUACCGCCCCGAAGCGGAUAGGGCGACUGCGUUUCGGGAACUGCUUCUGUUGGCAUACGGGAUGGCGCCAGCGCCAGCCGUACGGGACUGGCUUGCGAAUACCAUGUCGGAGUCUAAUCAGCGAAGCUGCAGUCGGACGGUGGUGACCAGCCUCAGGGCGUGUGUUGAGAUCGCCCGUACCCAGCUGCUACCGCUUUUGAAUGCACUUCUGGCGCAGGUCGCUGGGUUACCGGACGCGGGGCCCGCUUUUACAGCCGAGACCAAGGCGUGCUGGCGGCUGGGACACGGCAUUGCGCUAAUGCUGCAACGAUUUCGACCGCUUUAUGUUAUGUUUUGGAGCUGGCUCGCUGGACGAUCUGAUGAAAACCUGCGGCUCGUGGUUGAUCGCGAAAAAAUUGAAGCGCUCUUUCGAGAGCGUUUCUUCGGGGUUGCGGAUAUGGAUGCGCAGUUGGAAUCCUUCACUCGGGCGCUCAUGACCCUUGAAACGAGACUGAACGAUCUAGCACGGCAUCAUCAGUCCAGACGUUGGCCGUUGAAGACUGCGGUCUCCGCAUCGAUACCUCAGAGCACUGGGGAGCCGUCCUCGCUACAACCACUACUACAGCGGCAGCGACUAAGACCUAUGGUGCGCUGGCUCCCGUCGAUGGCAAGUUUCCAGGUCUGCACCGAAAGCGGAGACCUCUGGCUAAUCUCUACCCAAGGGACGGUUGCGUUAUCAUUCUCGAUUCGAUAUCUGAUACAAAGCUCAUCUGAAACAAGUUUCGUUCGGGUUGCAUGGUACCGCGACCCCAAGAUCUGUGUCUUGACUUCCGCGGGGCUCUGGUGUUUGACGAGCGUGAAAACAGGCGAUGCAUCGCCGCCUCGCGCAACGGAAAGUCAUGACCUCUUUCGAGCGUUAGAGCUCACUGCACCCGCAUCAUCAACAUCAUCGUUCGGGAGCGCAUUCCCAGAAGUGCUUCAAAUCCCAGCUCUUGUCUGCGGAAUUACACGCGGAUUGGCAUGCAUCUUCGCAAGUGCUUCCCGAGUCCUGGUCUUUGACCUCGAGGACAGCGAUGUAGAUGCGGAUGCGGCGACUGAGGCGCUGCCCUGA